Molecule: messenger RNA, 1011 nt
Organism: Symbiodinium necroappetens
Lineage: Eukaryota; Dinophyceae; Suessiales; Symbiodiniaceae
Source: the annotation of a GenBank genome assembly
AUGGUGGAAAUUCCAUCACACGUGCGAAGACGGUCAUCAAGGGGAGAGCUGAUUAGAAAGAUAGACUUCAGCUCCUGCUUCGUAUCGGUCGUGAGCUACUCGAAGGACGAGGAUGACAAUCCUGGCCUUGACGCAGAAUCCGAGUCGCUUUUCAUUGUAUUCGAGCUCGGCGGUGAGUCCUUGGAGGACAGACUUGUGAGGUAUGCAGAUGAAGGAAGGAAGCUGUCGGCGGAUGAACACCGUUCCCUGCAGUGGGCUUUGGUCUCGAUAGUUUUUGGCCUGCAUACUCUGGGGUACGUGCACUUAGACAUCAAGCCAGCGAAUAUCGUUAGCUUUGACAUGCCUGACAAGAAGGAGCAGUGGAAGUUGAUAGACCUGGACGGCGCCCUCAACUCCGGAAAGCCAGCCAUGCUCAAGGAUUGUGUCACAACGUUGCAAUACCUGUCCCCGGAGCUCGCGGGAACGUUUCUUUCCAUGAAGGUCUGUGCUCGCGACAAGUUCGGAAGAGCACGACGCGGCAGGGAAGAGACCGACAACCAGCUUAUCAAGCUCUCCCGGCUCAUGGACGUUUGGAGCGUGGGCAUGUGUGCGAUGGAGGCCAUAUUCUUGGUGCCCAUCUUGAUGCCAUGGUAUGAUGAAUGGCUGCGUGAGACAGGCACCGAGGAGAAGUUCCUCAACUGGCUUGCAGACUAUCACAGCGAUCCCAUCAUCACAGGAGACCUGACGGAUGCGCUGCGGGAGAUCGACGAGGACAUGUGCAACUUCUUGGAAGGGAUGCUUCAAAAGGAUCCGUCCAAGCGUUUCAGCAUCAUCGAAUGCAUCAACCACACAUGGUUCGAGAAGAUGCGCCACAGCCACCUCGAGGACCUGGCCGGGAUUUUGGAAAAGUCUGAGGCCGCCGAUUCUGAAGCGCAGUCGCCUGCAUCAAGGCCUUCUCCGAAGGAAGAGAAGGAAGACAGGCCGACGGGGAAAGAUGCCAGAAGAGCAUCGAGAGCUUGUGUGUUAAUGUAA